Messenger RNA from Rhinichthys klamathensis goyatoka, 4818 nucleotides. It is a transcript of the gene map3k5, whose product is annotated as mitogen-activated protein kinase kinase kinase 5. The record is from RefSeq and is a predicted model, not a curated record. NCBI's taxonomy places the organism in Eukaryota, Metazoa, Chordata, Actinopteri, Cypriniformes, Leuciscidae. Gene Ontology annotation, biological process: protein phosphorylation; cellular response to stress; MAPK cascade. The coding region runs from base 614 to 4681 and encodes 1355 amino acids. Gene Ontology annotation, molecular function: MAP kinase kinase kinase activity; ATP binding. The transcript has 30 exons.
CCGCCCCGUGAGCGUGAGUUGUGCUGAAGAUAAUAAUAGAAAUAGGGCAGGGUCCAGGAGACAAACGCGCUUCGGCCAAGAGCGAUUUCACAACUUCAGUAUGACAUAAACGCAGUGACAGCCAGGAGCCUGAAACCUGACGAGAGGACUGAGAAAACAACACUUGCUGUCUCGCGGUGAAACGGCUUGGGGCGACGCGCACGGAGUUCAGCGAUCAACAGAACUGCGUUACUUCGGAAACUUCUAUACAUGAGCUCCGAUAAAUGCGCGUAAGCUCUUCCCAAACGCUUGUGUUGCAGGACAUCGAUGCAUUUCCCGGAGUGGGAUAUCGUUUCUUCGAGUCGUGACGCGCGGGUCCGCGAGCAGUCCUUGAUCUCUGCCGCUAUCCUUCUCGCCAGACCUAUACUGAUAAGCGCAUUUUUAGUCUUUCAUCUUUAAACGAAACGAUAAUCGUCUUUAUUGUAGGUUGUCGGUGCCGAUGACGUCACUCGCGUCACUUUUAUUGACUUGUUUGAUGCCACUGGUAUUUGGCUACCAGGAAUGCCAGCCAUGAAGUGUGCUGGUUGAGUAGCUGUAUUGUUGUGGCUGGACUCAUUCGACAAACUGAUGAAAAAUGAAUACAGAUCUGGAGGCUAUUUCUCUUUCUGUACCCUCUCUCGGUCAACCCCUAGACAUGAUCGGACGGAGUCAUGCGGAAUCCAGUGGCGGGAUGAUUUCUGGUGCCGGGACCUUGUGGCACGACCCCUCUAUCUGCAAGAGUGCCCACCCUGGGGUGAUCAGUUUGCCCUCGGACUGUGGCACCUUGCUGACCACGGGGAAAUGUAAAAACCGAGCUGUAACAGUGGCCUACGUGAGGAACUCUGAGACGAGCCAAUCUCUCAGCUCAGAGAACAUGGCUUUACAGUGUCUGAAAGAUGCUUGUGACGUUGUGGGGUGUAAACUAGAUGUAAUUCCCUUUGGAAAGCUGGACUUUGGUGAAACUUCAGUUCUUGAUCACUUUUACAAUGCAGAUAUCGCAGUGGUUGAAAUGACGGAUGCGUUUCGACAGCCCUCUCUCUUCUAUCACUUGGGCGUGAGAGAGAGUUUCAGCAUGGUCAACAACAUCAUCCUUUACUGUGAUCUCAACUCAGACUCGCUGCAGUCUCUUCAGGAGGUGAUAUGUCAGAAGAACAUGACCUGUGCCGCUAAUUACACGUUCAUCCCAUACAUGGUGACGCCCCAGAGUAAGGUGUACUGCUGUGAGAGCAGUCUGAUGAAGGGUCUGAGCGAGCUGAUGCAGCCCAGCUUCGAGGCCCUGCUGGGGCCCAUCUGUAUGCCCCUGCUGGACAGACUCGCUCAGCUGCUCGCCGGCUGCAAGACCGACACCUGUCAGUACUUCCGUGAGACCGUUCUGAAUGAGAUCCGUAAAGCACGUGAGCUUUACACCGGAGCAGAACUGGCGGCAGAACUCAGACGGAUCCAGCAGCGGCUCGAUAAUGUGGAGUGUCUUUCAGCCGAUGUGGUCAUCAACCUCCUCCUUUCAUACAGAGAUAUUCAGGAUUAUGAUUCCAUUGUGAAGUUAGUUGAAACGCUGGAAAAGCUGCCGACCUUUGACCCCGUGGCUCAUACUCAUAUAAAGUUCCACUACUCCUUUGCCCUCAACAGGAGAAACCUCCCCGGAGACAGACCGAAGGCUCUGGACAUCAUGCUGCCGUUGGUGAACUCGGAUGAGCAGGUGGCGUCGGAUAUCUAUUGCCUGGUAGGCCGAAUCUAUAAGGAUAUGUUCCUGGAUUCCCAUUUCACCGACACAGAUAGCAGAGAUCAAGGCAUUCGCUGGUUUCGAGAAGGCUUUGAGUCGGAGCCCACGCUGCACUCUGGGAUUAACUAUGCGGUGCUGCUACUGGCCGCAGGACACCAGUUUGAGUCCUCCUUUGAGCUGCGUAAAGUAGGUGUGAAGUUGAGCAGUCUGCUGGGGAAGAAGGGCAGUCUGGAUCGAUUGCAGAGUUACUGGGACGUGGGUUUCUUCCUCGGGGCUAGUAUUCUCGCCUGUGACAACACACGCGUCAUCCAGGCCUCCGAGAAACUCUUCAAAAUCAAUGCACCCAUUUGGUAUCUGUGCUCCCUGGUUGAGACCAUCCUCAUCUAUAAGCACUUUACGAAACCAAGCACCGAUCCGCAGGCCCCUAGACAAGAGCUUGUGGACUUCUGGAUGGACUUCAUGGUGGAAGCCACCAAAAAGGAUGUGACAUCAGUCCGUUUUCCUGUAUUGAUACUGGAGCCCACUAAAGUCUACCAGCCAUCUUACCUCUCCAUAAACAAAGAUGCCGAAGAGAACACGUUGUCCAUCUGGCACGUGACCCCUGAUGACAAAAACGCCGGGAUCCACGAGUGGAACUUCAGUGCGGCGUCAGUGCGAGGCGUGAGCAUCUCCAAAUGUGACGAGCGCAGCUGUUUCCUGUAUGUGGUGAACAACUCGGAAGACUUCCAGAUCUAUUUCUGCACAGAUAUGCACUGCAAAAAGUUCUGUGAUCUGGUGAACGCUCUCACUGAGGAGGCCUGGAAAGGCUCAGAUGAGGCCGAGUGUGAAUCAGAGGCUUUAGAGUAUGAUUACGAGUACGAUGAGCAUGGAGACAGGGUGGUUCUGGGUAAGGGCACGUUCGGUGUCGUCUACGCCGGGCGGGACCUCAGUAACCAGGUGCGCUUAGCCAUCAAAGAGAUUCCCGAACGGGACAGUAGAUACUCGCAGCCUCUGCAUGAAGAAAUAGCCCUGCAUAAACACCUGAAGCACAAGAACAUCGUGCAGUACCUCGGCUCCAUCAGCGAGAACGGCUUCAUCAAGAUCUUCAUGGAGCAGGUGCCCGGAGGCAGUCUGUCAGCAUUGCUCAGGUCAAAGUGGGGCCCUCUGAAAAACAAUGAGCCAACUAUCGGUUUCUACACCAAGCAGAUCCUGGAGGGUCUCAAGUACCUGCACGACAACCAGAUCGUUCACAGAGACAUUAAGGGGGAUAACGUCCUGAUCAACACCUACAGUGGAGUCCUGAAGAUCUCUGACUUUGGGACGUCCAAACGUCUGGCCGGAAUAAACCCCUGCACUGAAACCUUUACUGGGACGUUACAGUACAUGGCUCCUGAAAUCAUAGAUAAAGGGCCUCGUGGGUACGGUAAACCGGCAGACAUCUGGUCCCUGGGCUGCACCAUUAUAGAAAUGGCCACUGGGAAACCGCCUUUCUAUGAGCUGGGGGAACCGCAAGCUGCGAUGUUCAAGGUCGGGAUGUUUAAAAUCCAUCCGGAGAUUCCUGACUCCAUGUCGUCCGAAGCCAAAGCAUUUAUCCUGCGCUGCUUCGAGCCGGACCCAGACAGCCGAGCCACGUCCAUCGAUCUACUCACACAUGAAUUCCUCACUGUUACGUCACGCAAGAAACGCUCCAAGAACAACAAUUUCACAGCUCUUACACCAGGAACUGAGUAUCUGCGCAGCAUAUCUCUUCCCGUCCCCGUGGUGGUCGAGGACACGAGCAGCAGCAGCGAGUACGGCUCGGUCUCGCCUGACAAUGAGCUCUGCACAAACCCCUUCAACUUUAAACCCAGCACCAAGUGCUACAGCGAGAGAGAGGUCAAAGGCCACCGCUCGCUCUUCCUGAGUAUUCCUGUGGAGAACUUUGAGGACCACAGUGCACCCCCUUCUCCAGAAGAGAAAGACUCUGGUUUCUUCAUGCUGAGGAAAGACAGUGAGAGGAGAGCGACUCUUCACCGGAUCCUGAUCGAGGACAAAGAGAAAAUAGUGCUUCACCUGCUGGAGGCGCUGACACAGGGGUCUGAGGAGACCAGACUGAAGCAUCAGCAUAUCUCCAUGCUGGUGGCCAGUCUGGGAGAGUUUGUGAGGAUGGCGAACAGAAAGAUCAUUGCCGACACCCUCUCUCAGCUCAAACUGGAGCUGGACUUCGACAGCACAGCCAUCAGCCAGCUGCAGGUGGCGCUCUUCAGCUUCCAGGAUGCGGUAAAUAAAGUCCUGCGGAACCACAACAUAAAGCCGCACUGGAUGUUUGCCCUGGAUAACAUCAUCCGGAAGGCUGUACAGACUGCCAUCGUCAUACUGGUACCUGAAUUGCGGCCACACUUCACGUUGGCGUCUGAGAGCGACCCCGCCGAGCAAGAGGACAUUGAUGACGACACGGUUCCUCAGGGAAACGCUGUGCCUAGCAUAGCACCCGCCGUUCAUCACGACGACACCGUGGCCACGUCUGGAGUGAGCACGCUCAGUUCAACCGUUUCCCAUGAGUCUCAGAGCGCUCAGCGAUCCAUCAGCGUGGAGCUGGGGCGCAUGAAGAUAGAGACCAAGAGGUUGUUGGAGGAAUUAAUAGAGAAAGAGAAAGAAUAUCAGGCCAUCCUACAGCAAGUCCUGGAGGAGAGAGAACAAGAGAUCAAACUAUUAAAGUGUCGAUCCGGGCCCGUCGAUGUUCCUGUGCGCCUCAUGAACACAAAUACUUCAUUUGAAGGAGACGGACACCAGGAACUUCUGGACUGGCUGAAACUCCACGGGGCGGAUGCAGACUCCAUCGAGAGAGUUAUAGCCGAAGAGUACAGUCUUGAUGACAUCCUUCAUUGUGUCACGAGAGACGACUUGAAGACUUUGAGAUUACGAGGUGGAGUCCUGUGUAAACUCUGGAGCGCCAUCUCCGAGCACAGAAAAAAGCCCGGCUGAGGCCCAUAGCCACGUACAUGUGCCAUCCAGACUCUGUUCAGCUGUUAAAACAUAACCAAAUAUAUAUAGUGGGAUCAAUUGAAGUCUUAUGUGAUUAUCCAUAUCACAUGUAAAUAUGUUUUAACUUUUAUAUUUGU